CAUAAAAAAAAAAAAAAAAACUCACAUAUUUUUUUGUCUUUUUUUCUUUUUCUUUAUUAUUUUAAAAGAAACCUUCACUACCCCCUUCUCUUUUUUUGACUAUUAUAUUAUGGAGAUUGCAUUGAUGCAGGCAAAGAAGACUUGCCCUUUUAUUCACGUUGCUUCUGCUUCGUCUUUGCGUCGAUUGACCACUGGUAAUACCAUGGGUCCUCUCAUGAGCAAAGCAAGACAAUGUCCAGUUAUGAGUCAAGCUAUUUCUUCUCGCUCCAUGUCUACCACGGUUGAGACUCCCAAGGAGGAGCCUGCUGUUGUACACAGUCACGCCGUCCCAGCUCAGCAAAAAGCUUUUGAUUAUGAAAGCUUUUAUAGCGAAGAAUUAGAAAAGAAGCAUAAGGACAAGAGCUAUCGUUAUUUUAACAAUAUUAAUCGAUUAGCCCAAAAGUUUCCUCGUGCUCACACUGCUCGUGUUACAGACGAAGUCACUGUUUGGUGUGCCAAUGAUUAUUUGGGGAUGGGUAGAAGCCCCGUUUUGAUUGAUAAUAUGAAGCGUACGUUGGAUCGUUAUGGUGCUGGUGCGGGUGGUACGCGUAAUAUUGCUGGUAACGCAGAUCUUCAUUUGCGUCUUGAAUCCGAGUUAGCCGAUCUUCAUCAUACAGAAGGAGCUCUUGUAUUUUCAUCUUGCUAUGUAGCCAACGAUGCUACACUUUCAACCUUGGCUUCUAAAUUACCAGGUUGUGUCAUCUUUUCAGACGCCUUGAACCAUGCUUCCAUGAUCCAGGGUAUGCGUCACUCAAAUGCAGCCAAAAAGAUUUUCCGUCAUAAUGACAUGGCUCAUCUGGAGCAAUUAUUGCAGUCAGUGGAUCCCAGUGUGCCUAAAAUCAUUGCAUUUGAAUCUGUAUAUUCCAUGUGUGGUUCGAUUGGACCUAUCCGUGAAAUUGUCAAGUUGGCUAAACAGUAUGGAGCCAUCACCUUUCUGGAUGAAGUGCAUGCAGUAGGUAUGUACGGACCAAGAGGAGCUGGUGUAGCAGAGCAUCUCGAUUUUGAUUUAAAUGCUACAAACCCUCAUCGUGGUAACGGUAGUAUCCUUGAUGAGAUUGAUAUUGUCACUGGCACCCUGGGUAAAGCCUAUGGUGUUGUUGGUGGUUACAUUGCAGGUUCGGCUUCUUUGGUUGAUAUGAUUCGUUCCUAUGCCCCUGGUUUUAUUUUCACCACUUCUUUACCUCCUGCUAUUGUUUCCGGGGCUAUGGAAUCUGUCAAGUAUCUUAAGGAAUCUACAGCUGAGCGUCAUUUGCAACAGACAAAUACACGUACUGUUAAAUCACGUUUGGGUGACAUUGGUAUUCCCGUAAUUCCUAACCCUUCCCAUAUCGUACCUGUCUUGAUGGGAGAUGCUGCUGCCGCUAAAUUGGCUUCUGAUGAACUCUUGUCCGAACAUAAUAUCUAUGUUCAAUCCAUUAAUUACCCUACUGUCCCUGUUGGUGAAGAACGUCUUCGUAUCACCCCUACGCCUGGUCACAAUGGUCCCAUGAUCGAGGAAUUGGUACAUUCAUUGGAAAAGAUUUGGAACCGCUAUGAUUUUAAGCGUGUUCAAGAUUGGUCUGCUCAAGGUGGAUGUGCUGGUGUUGGCACUGAAAACUCUACCACUCCUAUUCCCAUGUGGACUGAUAAACAGUUGGGUCUUGAUAUGGAUGAAACUGAACCAGCUUUCUCCAGUAACACCGCCGAGUAAAAAAACGUUAUAUUUCACAUGUCAUUUCUGUAUGAAAUAAAACAUUGUUACCCACCCAAAACACCAUCUAAUCUUUUUCUCAC
Molecule: messenger RNA, 1812 nt
Organism: Mucor mucedo
Lineage: Eukaryota; Fungi; Mucoromycota; Mucoromycetes; Mucorales; Mucoraceae
Product: pyridoxal phosphate-dependent transferase
Exons: 3
Coding region: 110-1729 (539 amino acids)
Biological process (GO): heme biosynthetic process
Cellular component (GO): mitochondrion
Molecular function (GO): pyridoxal phosphate binding; 5-aminolevulinate synthase activity
Source: RefSeq, a predicted model, not a curated record